AUGGUCCACGUUCCAACCUGGGCUCUGAAGGUUGGGUGUUUCUACGGCCUUAUAACCUGCAACACUCGCCCUGGUGUGUGGCCAAAGAACAAGCCUGUCGUUAUUGCCUGGGAGCGUCCUCAUACUACUCAUCCCAAUCCCCCGAGUCAUCACACUACUACCACUGCUGUCGUUGACUCUACCACUACACUUCCUGUGGUUACUACCACUAUCCAAUCGUUGACUUCGUCUUUGACCUCAUCAUUGUCUCCUUCUUUGUCUAUUUCUGUCACCACGACAAGUGGUAUUGUUUCCUCUGUUGAGACUGUUUCAUCUACUAGUACCGCCCCACAGUCGACCUUUGUGACUUCGGUUUCUUCGUCGGACGAUCCAGGUUCAUCGAGCUCGGUUCCCUCUUCGUCUUCAUCCAGCUGCCCCGACUGCUCUGUUUCAGUCCCGUCCCAGUCGUUGACUUCCUCUUCGGCAAUUGUUUCUUCCCCAAGCUCUUCUGCUGUUCAUUCUUCCUCCUCGCUUGCUACUGGCACUUCCUCUCCUGUCUCAAAUCCCGUUAGCUCCGGUGUUUCGUCAUCGAACGUUGGCUCUAGCACUCAGCCUAUUUCCCCAACUUCGACUCCUGUUAGUAGCACAGCUGCUUCCACUGGUGUGACUUCAUCGCCUUUGAGCUCUUCUGCUGCCAGUUCUUCGCCCGCUAGCUCGUCCCCGCUAUCAAGCCCGGCUACCAGCUCACCUUCUGGAACUCCUACUAGUGCAGUUUCUUCAUCCGCAGCAUCAUCCUCUGCGUCAUCUUCCGCUGUUUCCAGCACAGUACCCUCUAGCUCUGCUUCAAGCUCAGCUACCAGCAAGCCUAUUUCGAGCUCAACUGCCUCAUCUUCGCCAGUUGUAUCCAGUCCUUCUGUCACCACCAGCAUGUCUUCGACUGGUAUUUCUAUCUCGGCUACGGCUACUGCCACGGCGAUCACCAACGCCAAUGUUGCUGCCAACAUUCUUGUGAUUGCCCGUGACUCUGCCUCCGCUGGCGUUGCUUCUUCUGGUCUCAAUUCCUAUGGUAUUCCUUUCACCACCCUCAUUGUUCCCCAGACUGGUGUUUCUCUGCCUGCUCUAAACUCCAGCUCCGGUGGAAACUUCGGCGGUAUCGUCGUUGCUUCCGAGGUCAGCUACGACUACGGCGCUACUGGUUUCCAGAGCGCCCUGACCACCGACCAGUGGAACCAGCUGUAUGCCUACCAGCUCGCGUACAGUGUUCGUAUGGUCCAAUAUGAUGUUUACCCCGGCCCCAACUAUGGUGCCAGUGCUGUGGGAGGUGGAUGCUGUGACACCGGAGUCGAGCAGGACAUCUCUUUCACUGAUAUUAGCGAUUUCCCCACCUCUGGUCUGCGUACUGGAGCUGGCGUCAGCACUGCGGGUCUCUGGCAUUACCCGGCUACCAUCAGCAACACUACUUCCACCAAGCAAAUUGCUAAGUUUGCUGCCAACUCUGUCACCGCAAGUGACUCUGUUGCUGCUGUCAUCAACAACUUUGAUGGUCGUGAGCAGCUGGCGUACUUCAUUGGAUUUGACACCACCUGGAGUGCUACUUCCAACUAUCUGCAGCAUGCCUGGAUUACCUGGAUCACCCGUGGACUGUACGCCGGAUAUCGUCGUGUCAACCUGAACACUCAGAUCGACGACAUGUUCCUCGAGACCGAUAUUUACUACCCCAGUGGUAACACCUUCCGUAUCACCACUGAAGACAUGGAUGGUGUCCGUGACUGGAUCCCCACUAUUCUUGCGAAGAUGAACGCUGGAAGUAUCUACUUCCCCGAGGUCGGCCACAACGGCAAUGGUAACAUUGAGAAUUCUUCAAGCACAGACUCUGGAGCGAGCAAGUGUAACGAUGGUGCUAUUGAAUACGAUUCCCCUCCGGACACUGCCCUCGAGUUCCAGAAGCCCCUGGGCUCCGGUACCAACUUGUGGCCCGCAACGCCCACUGCUUAUGACUGGACCACUACCUGCAAUAAGCUGGACCCCCUUCUGAACUGGUGGACCACCACUGCCAACCUGAACAGCUUUGGAUCUAUCUCUCACACUUUCACUCACGAGGAGCAGAACAACGCCACUUACUUCGAUGUGAACAACGAGAUUAGCUUCAACCAAGCCUGGCUCAAGGCUACUGGUAUCGACCAGGGCAUCCACUUCACUGCCAACGGUAUCAUUCCUCCUGCCAUCACUGGUCUCCACAACGGAGAUGCUCUGAGAGCUUGGUGGGACAACGGUAUCACGAACUGUGUUGGUGACAACACCCGCCCUGCCCUCCUGAACACCGCGAACUCGAUGUGGCCCUACUUCACUGUGACUUCUACCGAUGGUUUCGACGGCAUGCAGGUCAACCCUCGCUGGGCUACUCGCAUCUAUUACAACUGCGAUACUCCAGCCUGCACCCUGCAGGAGUGGAUCGAUACCUCCGCCGGUAGCGGAACGUUCGAUGACCUGCUCGCAACUGAGAAGGCCGAUACCAUGCGCCAUCUGUUCGGUCUUCACCACGACGGUUACAUGUUCCACCAGGCCAAUCUCCGCAACACCGGAGUUUCUCCCAUCACCAUCAACGGUGUCUCUGGACAGUACUCUAUCUUCCAGGCUUGGGUUGAGACUCAAGUUGCUGAGUUCGUUCGCCUCGUCACCUGGCCCCUGAUCACUCUCAAGCACGCGGACAUGUCCGCCUCCUUCCUGGCCCGCUUCAACCGUGACAAGUGUGGUUACUCGCUGAAGUACACCAUCAGCAACAAGAAGAUCACUGGCGUCACCGUCUCUGCUACUGACAGCAGCUGCAGCAGCCCCAUCCCCGUGACCUUCCCCAGUGCUCCCAGCGACACCAAGGGCUUCACCGUUGAGCAGGUCGGCAGUGACCCUACCACUGUCUGGGUCCAGCUUUCCGGCUCCCCUGUCUCGUUCACUCUGAGCACCCCUAUUUCCCUGUAA
This is a messenger RNA of Penicillium manginii, 2955 nucleotides long. It is a transcript of the gene agd3, whose product is annotated as putative extracellular serine-rich protein. NCBI's taxonomy places the organism in Eukaryota, Fungi, Ascomycota, Eurotiomycetes, Eurotiales, Aspergillaceae. The transcript has a single exon. The record is from RefSeq and is a predicted model, not a curated record. Bases 1 to 2955 code for a protein of 984 amino acids.